AAACCUAUAGGCAACGAAUUUUAAUAUCCCAAGGAUCUGGAAAAUUAAUGGCUUUAAACACAAAUUACCACUGCUCUGUUGUUUCUCUCUCAUCUUUAUGGCCGUCAGUUUAUCUAUUUAUUUACCAAAAACAGAUUCAAAUUCUGGCUACAGUCAAACUCGAAACUUGAAAUCCCCAUUUGCAAAAGGACCCUUUCUGAUUUGAAUCACCAAACUGAAAGAUUUUCUGUGCAGAAACCAAUGACAGAGAGACUGAGCCACAAAUCAUAGAAGAAAGAUCUUCUCUAACCCAAUACAGAAAGAAAAGUCAUCAGCUUUUCUUUUUGGCUUAUUCCUUGGAACAGAGAAUCCAUAAAAAGCAGAGGAUUAUCGAAGUUGUAGUGAACGAGAGAGAGAUCUAGACAAGAUGGGUAAAGCUACAAGAUGGCUAAAAGGCUUGUUGGGGAUGAAGAAAGAUAAAGGAAGAGAUAAUGGUGGUGACAGUUCAAGUUCAAUUUCAAGCGAAAAGAGAGAGAAAACAAGAUGGAGUUUUGACAAAUCUGGAAGGGAUAACAGUGUGAUCCCUCGUGAUAACCUUCAGGUGAAAGAUGCUGCCUGGCUCAGAUCCUACAUUGCUGAGACUGAAAGAGAUCAGAACAAACACGCAAUAGCUGUGGCAGCUGCGACGGCUGCAGCGGCCGACGCUGCAGUGGCUGCAGCACAGGCCGCGAUGGCGGUAGUGAGGCUGACCAGCAAUGGCAGAGGGACAACGUAUGGUAGCGAGACAGAGAAGUGGGCUGCAAUCAAAGUUCAAACCGUUUUCAGAGGCUUUUUGGCUCGAAAAGCUCUUCGAGCGUUGAAAGGAUUGGUGAAGAUACAGGCACUUGUUAGAGGCUAUCUGGUACGAAAGCAGGCUGCUGCAACUCUUCACAGUAUGCAAGCUCUUAUAAGAGCUCAAACUUCUGUUCGAUCCCAACGUGCUCGUCGUUCCAUAAACAAGGAGAAUAGAUUUCAACCUGAAAACCGACCACGAAAAUCAAUUGAAAAUUUUGAUGAUACAAAAAGUGAAUUCCACAGUGAGAGGCUGUUUGCAUCUUAUGAAUUUGAUGAAAGCCCAAAAAUAGUUGAAAUCGACACAUACAAACCCAGAUCAAGAUCACGUAGAGCCGCUGCAGCAUUAUCAGAAUAUGAAGACGGAGUACCUUACUCAUCACCUCUUCCAUGUCCAAUUCCAGCUCGAAUCUCCAUACCAUAUUACAAAAAUCAUCAAGAUUUUGAUUGGUACUUCACUGGAGAAGAAUUCAGAUGCUCCACAGCACAAAGCACUCCAAGGUUCGCAAACUCUGUCAGGUCGAAUGCUCCAGCAACGCCAGCCAAGAGUGUUUGUGGAGACAGUUUCUUCAGGCCUCACUCAAACUUCCCUAAUUAUAUGUCCAACACACAAUCCUUCAAGGCCAAAUUGAGGUCUCACAGUGCUCCAAAGCAGCGGCCGGAGCCAGGGCCAAAGAAGAAGCUUUCGCUCAACGAAAUAAUGGCUGCUAGGAAUAGCAUAAGCAGUGUCAGAAUGCACAGAUCAUGUUCCCAAGCCGAUGAAGGUUUAGGUCUUUGAUGGGUUCUGUUAAACAAAGGCAUCCUAAGCUUUUCUUUUCAACUAAGGUUGACAGUUAAUAGCUAGGGUUGAUCAAAGUCUGGUCUGUGUAAAUUACUUAGAAAAUGAAAUGAAAGCUUCUUUUUUUUU
Manihot esculenta (cassava) is the source of this 1717-nucleotide messenger RNA. RefSeq names its product protein IQ-domain 26. The record is from RefSeq and is a predicted model, not a curated record. Bases 407 to 1588 code for a protein of 393 amino acids. Gene Ontology annotation, molecular function: protein binding. NCBI's taxonomy places the organism in Eukaryota, Viridiplantae, Streptophyta, Magnoliopsida, Malpighiales, Euphorbiaceae. The transcript has 4 exons.